This is a messenger RNA of Arvicanthis niloticus (Nile rat), 2841 nucleotides long. It is a transcript of the gene Cxcl12, whose product is annotated as C-X-C motif chemokine ligand 12. Gene Ontology annotation, molecular function: chemokine activity. The record is from RefSeq and is a predicted model, not a curated record. NCBI's taxonomy places the organism in Eukaryota, Metazoa, Chordata, Mammalia, Rodentia, Muridae. Gene Ontology annotation, cellular component: extracellular region. Gene Ontology annotation, biological process: immune response; chemotaxis; defense response.
GGGACUGGGAAGAUCAAAGGUCUCAGCACCCAGCGGAGCCGGGGACACUGAGGGCGCCAAGAAAGGGGUGGGUAGGUAAGGGACUGGAAGGGCGGCCGCUCCGCAGGGGAUGCGCGUCAGAGACCCCAGCCACACUCCAGACCCGCCUCUUGAGGAGCCCCGCCCCGCCCCGCCUGGUUUUCGCUUCUAAAGCGCCCAGAGCGCGCCUCCCGCUGCCGCACUUUCACUCUCGGUCCACCUCGGUGUCCUCUUGCUGUCCAGCUCUGCAGCCUCCGGCGAGCCCUCCCGCCCACGCCAUGGACGCCAAGGUUGUCGCCGUGCUGGCCCUGGUGCUGGCCGCGCUCUGCAUCAGUGACGGUAAGCCAGUCAGCCUGAGCUACAGAUGCCCCUGCCGGUUCUUCGAGAGCCAUGUCGCCAGAGCCAACGUCAAGCAUCUGAAAAUCCUCAACACUCCAAACUGUGCCCUUCAGAUUGUUGCAAGGCUGAAGAACAACAACAGACAAGUGUGCAUUGACCCGAAAUUAAAGUGGAUCCAAGAGUACCUGGAGAAAGCUUUAAACAAGAGGCUCAAGAUGUGAGAGGUGUGAGUCAGACGCCUGAGGAACUUACAGAAGGAGCCUAGGUCUGAAGUCAGUGUUAGUGAAGGGCCCAGAGCCACUUCCUCUGCUCCCGAGCAGGGCUGAAGCAGUUUCCAAGGGACUUGCUUUGCACAGUUUUGCUGUACUUUCACCAUUUUAUUAUGUAGCAAGAUACAUGGUGAUUAUUUUCAUUUAGUCUGAUUUUCAACGUCAUUGGUGACAGGCCAAGGCCAGUAUGUUAUUUCCUUUGUUCUCGUAUCUUUCCCAUGGAGGACCUUCUCUGAAUAGUGCCCCCCCCCCCCAGGUUUGUCUCUUUGAGUUGAGGCAGGAGGCUCAACCUUUUUCUGAAUAGGAACUGGGUGUCCCUACCCCUAAAGACUGUAGGGCUUCCCCAAGCUGAGGCAGGAGUGUGAGGCCAGGGAAGAGUGAGAUCCACCCUCAUUUCAUGCUGUCCUCAUCCCACCAUGCUCAUCACUCUGUCUCAUCCAUCCAUCGCCAUGUGUCUGCAAGACUGUCUCCAUGACCCUGAAAAAGGACUCUCUCAAGAUGAAAUCCUUUAUUCAAAUGGGACAGCGAGAAGGAAAAGGAAAUGUCUGGUGUUCCCUUCCCCCCCACCCCAAACCCUGCGCGAGUUUAUGUCUUGUUUGGAAUAUUGUCUCUUCAACCCCCUGCUUGUGUUCUCAUCCAUGACCAAUGUCUUGUCCGUGCACUGUCUCUAACCCAAAUGCAAAGGCUGAGUAUGAGGUGAUGGCCCUGAGGUCCAGGUUGUGGUCAUGAAAACAGCCCUGCUAUCUCCCUGCUCACAGGCUCAUUUGGACACACAAAGACCAAAGGAAGGUGGUUCGCAACAGCACUUAGCUCUUAGAACUGUAGACCCUUCAUAUUUCCAUAAUUGUUAGCUUAAGACUAUGGGGUUUUCGCUUUCUGGAACCAAAUGCAUUCUUCUAUUGAGGAGUGACAGCUCUCAAUUGUUUUCAAUUAUGUUUAAAACUCAAUCAGCUUUGGGCCCUGAUGGGCAGGCAUUUCUCUGGGAAGGGGAUAAACUGUAUCUACUUUUCCUUAGGAAAGCUGAAGGGUGGGACUGGUGCCGCUCUUUGAAGCGUGGCCCCGGAAGUGUUUCGUCCUCUGCAGUUUUUAUGCAAUCUCAUUGCCACUUAGACAAAAGCAGAGUUAUGAGCCAGUCUCUGGUUCCUCAAAGACGGAGGGAGUUAAGAACGGGCGGCCAGCAGGCUGGACACCCGAGGAAGUAAGCUGCAGAAAGAUAAUCUUCAAAAACAGGUGUUUGGAAGUGAAUAAUCUGUGGAAUUAUUAGUGAUGUGUGUGUGGUGGGGGAUUUCUAUAAAUAGUUCUUUGAGUUCACAGCAGAUACAAAAUCUAACCAGCAAGAUUUUGAUCAAAUUUGAUCAAAAAAAAAAGUUAAGCCAGUUGGGAUGCGGUGCAUAGGCUAGUUGCAGAGCUGGAUCCUCACUCAGAUACCAAAUUAUUUUUAAACCCUCUUGACUAGAUCAUUCGGAGGCCCCUGGAAUAGAAACCACACAACCGGAUUGCUGUGGAACAGCCACUUUGCAUCUAAUUCAAGCUUUGAUGAGUGUUGCUGGGAAGGAAACAAGGACAGCCUUCCAUCUUCAUAUCAGUUAGGGAUCCUUUCAAAGUCUCCUUCACAGGGAGGAACAAGAGAAGGGUAGAAAUCUUAGGGAGCUGCAUUUGUGUAUCAAUUCCUCUGUCAGUUUCUAGAUGGAGACAGCCUGCCUAAAGCAAAUGUGCAUUUAAAUAGGACAUUUACAUCGGAAAAGUCUCUCCCCACCUUAAUCCCCCAUUGUCUUGCUUUCAAAACACAAGCACAGCAGCCCUUGAAUGGUUGUUGACCUGGGACACCUAGCUGUCCCGGCUGGUCCUGGGGCUGUCUGCUUGCCCUUGGGCGCCAAGUAACCUGCCAGGCAGCCAGUCCCUCUGUUACCGGCCUUUGCAUCUGGAUAGGGAGAGGGGGUUGGAGACGUAGAGUCUGCUUUGUGUUGAAACCCAGAUUUGUACCCUGUGUUUAUACACUGUGCAGCUGGCUCCCGAGGACAGUGGGACCUUAGCAAGGAAGUGCCGCCAAGGCGGAAGAGCCCUCUGAUUCAUUGCCUGGUCGGCUUUGAGAGAGGGUUUGGAGAGCAAAAGGCUGCAUUCCUCUGUGGGAAUUGGCCUGAGGUCUUAAGGCCUCUUCAGUGGGUUCUGUUUAUCUUCUCAUGGGUGAUUAUCUCAGCAGUGUCACAGGGGCAUC